This is a messenger RNA of Osmia lignaria (orchard mason bee), 7301 nucleotides long. RefSeq lists its product as uncharacterized. Gene Ontology annotation, cellular component: cytoplasmic vesicle. The record is from RefSeq and is a predicted model, not a curated record. NCBI's taxonomy places the organism in Eukaryota, Metazoa, Arthropoda, Insecta, Hymenoptera, Megachilidae. Gene Ontology annotation, molecular function: protein binding.
GUGAAACCGCGUUUAUUACAAACUUUGAUAUGAAACGCUACGUAUGCAUUCAAUGAGCCACCAGUAGAGCUGCUCUCUAUUCUGGCCGAGGCAAAGCGGGUAUUUAUUAAUAGAGAUUAAACUUCGCGUCGUGUCGUGCCGUGUGCAAACGCUCUCCCGCGCAGGACACAUGCUGUUAGAGCAGUCUGACUCAGACUGCGGUCCAGAAACUGAUUCCGCCAAAAUAAACGUGGAAAAAUCGUGUUAACUACCGAUCAACUUGUGCCUGUAAUCACCAAACGGAUUAAGUUAUCUACCUGGAGUGUUAUUAGAAGACAAGUGUUAUCAUACAAAUACGUAUUCGCGAGUUUCCUUGCGAUUGCAUUUGGUGUUCCGCGAGUGAAUGAACCAUUUCGAAAGUAAUGAGUUCGUGAACCAUCAAGCGAACAUCCGGUGCACUGAUGACAUUUUCGUAAAUUCUGUGUUUGUUCAGAUUUUUGUUAGAAAUUGCAUAGGUUUUCCUUCUUUCGAUCGACGAACACUAUUAUAUGCUUUGUGUGUCGACUUAGGUGAUAUGUCACAUUUUUAACACAAUAUCUGGUUAGAAAUAUAGUUCUAGAUUUAUAGAGUAUUGGUCUUAAUUCGUAAAAAACAUUUACGUAUUCCUUGUUGCAAGCUUCUGUGGUAUAAUGAGUCGUGUUUAUUACUUAGCGCGAUGAACCACAUUGUGCGUCGUUUACUAUGACACUAAUCAUUCGGCAUUAUCGAUACUCAGUAGACUAUCGAUAGGUAAACAAGUUCCGUAUUUACGUUCGUCGAAUGUAUGUACUAUAUACGUACGCGCAGUUUCUAGUACAAUAGAAUUUACUAAUAUUUCAUUGUAUACUUCGAUAGUACACAUUUUUUUAAUAUUAAAACUCAGCAUUAAAAUAUAAUUGCUUUUAAUAAUUAAUUAAUUAGUUGAUACUCAAAUCAGUAUUAACUUAACCUUUCUGGUAUUGCGCUGUCGAUAACACAUUGUAAUUUAAUUCAUUAGUACAAAAAACUGUUACUUAAUGAUAUUUUUUUUUUAUAUAGCAGAUACUCUACUAACCCACAGACACUGUUAAUGUAAUUAUCGAUGUUGUGACUCAACGUUCCGAUAGUUUUUUUAUCUUUAGCUCGUAUUUCAAAGAAUUAAUCGGUUUGACGAACCCUCGUUAUCUCAAAUGUUCGAUUAACUCGGAACAAUUGCUUCCCCACUUGUUGUAAUUUAGGCAGUUUAACGCGUGUGCUGACGUAAUGACUAUUAUUACUUAUUGCCGGGUAGAACAUUAGACCAAUGCCAAAAGCGUGUUUAUAACUAUUUCCUUUUCGCUAUACUUUUCUUGUCGGUAAAAACGAAAACGUGGGUUCAUCUAUGAUAACGUGCAAAACAAAAUGGUGUGUUUUAAACAAAGGUACGUUUGAAAGGUGUCAUCGGUUGGAGUACAGAAGAGUAAUCGACGCUGUUUCGUUCGUCAAAGUGUAAACGUCUUUCAUGUAGGAAAAAAUGUUGAAAGACUAAAAUGUCGCGUCUGUGAUAGACGUUUGAAGUGGUAAAUGCACGGUGAACUGGAAUAAUGAAUAGUGAACAUAGUAAAAGAACGGACAAGCGGAGGUACAGUGGUCUCGCAUUUGGAUAAUUAAUAAAACAUUGGAUAAUUUCUUAUACAUAUGCUACUAUAGUACUGUGCUGUUAUAUGCUGUUACGUUUGUGAAUCUUAAAGCGUUACUAUUAUGCUGUAACGUGAUAGAUUAAAAACAAUACUGUACAUUGACAAAUGAUGAUAGUGCUUUUGCUGUGCGUCAUCAUGAAAAUAGCUGAAUUCUCUGUGGGUCGUAUGAGCCCACCAUUUCAAGCCCCUGCACGACCGCCACAUCUUUAUGGUAAAUGCAAGAGGCCGGAACGAAAGUAUUACCGACGACCCAAUGAGAAGUGCAAUUGUUUACUGUUUAAUCGUGCAGACAAAGGGGCUGCAGUGAUGGAAGAUCCACAAACACCAGGAUCUGAUUGCAAUUCCAAUCCUGCAACAGAUUCUAUCCAACAUGAUUUGAUUAGUUCUGAAUUUGUGCAGGACAAUGUGGAAUAUCAAUGGUUCAUUGAUUAUGGCUACAGAGAUGGAGGACUUCAUGUUCAUCCAAGCGUAUUGUCCUCCCUCUCUGCUUCAUAUACUCGUGAAGAUUUGGGCUAUUAUGAUGAUCUUGCCCGUAACCUGGAUGCUAAUUUGGCAGAAAUUGAUAUGGAGAGCUUUCGUACAGCAGACAUUCAUACUUUGCUUACUGCAUUGCCUGUCAUGUGUACAGAUCCAGUUCAGCAUUCAGAGUUUAACUAUCAAAGGGAACGAUAUGCCAGUAUAUCUGGAUCUGUCAUGGAAAAACUUGACAUCGGUUCAUCUAUCAGCCCUCAUACCAGCAGCCAGGGAGAAGAUUCAGCCUGUUCAACAACAGAUACAAUUUCUAUAUGCAAAUCAUCAUUGCUUUUUUCCCCUCUGAAAGAGACACCCGUACUACCACCGGGAGGUAGUUACAGUGUUGACUCUCUGGACUGCGAGGACAUGCUGCUCACGUGUCAAACAAACAAUAAAGACAAUUAUACUAUUGCUUUUGAGGGUAGUAUCACCAUGUAUUCAGAUGGUUCUCAAGAUUUUGAAAAUCAAGAAAAGCAAAAGACUUAUGAAACAGGAGAACCAUAUUAUAAUCGGAAUACCGAUCUGAAAAAUGUGUUGGACGUAUCAAUGGCAUGUUCUGAUUCUAAAAUAUAUACAACAUGGAGCAAUUUGAAACAUUCUUCUAUGAACAAAAUCAUGACUCGUCAUCCUUCAGGCAAUAAUAAUACAAUUCCAGAAUUUUUGCACGGCGUUGAAAAUAUAAUAUCUGGAACAACUAAAAGGAGUCAGAGUCUGCCUGAUCUAACACAGGCUACGCAAUUACAACACAUUAAUAUGCCUCUCAAUUUUUCUGUUGAUUCUGCAGAAUCAAAUAAUCAUGCACAACAAUUACAUAGUUCGGGAUCUGUAAUGAGUCGGUCUAUAAACGAAGAAAGUUCAGACAAUGGGGAACAUAAUGCAGCAGGAAAGAAAUUACAGAAUUUAAGUCUCGUCAAAUUAUUUAUGAAACAAAAGAGUAUGAGCGCCGAAGGAAUGAGUCUUACAUUGGAUCAGUCAGACUCUGUUAGUGAUAAUGGAUGGCCUACGAGCAACAGUGCUAGCGAUAGUGGUACUAAUACAAAUACACAAAUACAACGGCAAGAUGUAAAGGAUACGACUAAACGUCAAGUUCCAGAAAGCGAUUUUUCUAUUAAUUGGGUUAAAGGUGAUCUUUAUAAUAAUCAAGAAUUAGAGAAUCAAAAGGAUAAUUUAAAUAACAUUCCAAAACACUCGUCAAUGAUAAGCGAGCAAAAGGAUGAGAUGUCAUCAGCGUCUGUGGAAGAAUUAUCAGAAAGUAUGUCUAAAUCGGAUUUAACGCACGAUAACGAUAAUGAUCAAAACGACUUCGAUGUUGCUUGUGAACAUCAGCAAAAAACAGCGUGGAUUAAAUCUGUGGAGAAAAAGUAUCCGAUUUGUAAAACAACUGGGAUUCAAGCAAUAGCUGAAACGGGCGAUAAUGCUGUUCAAACAUCUUUAAUAUAUACACCGCCUACGACAGAAAAAGAAAAUCCUUCUUUAAGAGAAACGAUCGUUAACAAAAAGCCGGUUUAUGUUGUAUAUCCGAAUUACGCAUUGCCCGAUUUAUCGUUUCUCAAUAUUAAAGAUUCAAAGUUGGACAACGUUGCGUUAAAACCGCAGGGCUUUGGAAAGAACAAAGUCAGUUGGAAACAUACUGGUAGAUCUGGUAGACCGUUCUCCUGCAAUGACAUAGACGCGUUACGUCAACGUGGAUUUUCACACGUUAAAGACUGGGAGUCAUUGACAUUCCUUUUGCCUACCGAGUACAAGAAAAUUUUGCACGAUGUACCAGAAGUUUCAAGGUACAUCAAUAUUAACGAAGAGGUUAAAAAGCCUCUUUUCUGUUUAUCACCUCCGAUGCGUCACAAAGCUCGACCUAUAAGUGAAAUAAUACCAAAUAAUUCAUCUUCUACUAGUAGCACCGCAACGCAGCCAUCGUCUGGAUAUCGUGGAUCGUCUACAAUAUUAACUGAUUCUUCAACAAAUCAACAAACAUUAAAUAACGCAACUAAUCCACUAUAUCUUUACCGUUAUGAUAGUAUUAGCUCCGAGGCCAGUUUAGUAGGUAACGAUAAAAAAAUACAUAGGCAAAUUAAUAAAGCAAAAACGUCCUGCCCGUCUUUACCGAAACGAUCGAUCUCGUUGCCACACGGAGAUCGUGAGUCUGAGUUUUCUAAUGGAAAAGUGCCACCAAGACCACCUUUACCCAGAAGUAUUUUAAGAAAAAGUAAGGUUCCUGCUAGUAAAAGAUACAGCAUGUUUGAAAUGGGAGAUGUAGAAGAAAUAGAAGAUCAAUCGCCUGAAGUAAAUAAAAGAAUGUCUUUGCAAGAACCGUAUUACAUGAAUAAUGAUUUACCAUUAGCGUGUCGAGGAAGAAUUGUCGACUCAGAAAAGGAUGUUGAUGAAACAGAAGAGAGAUACCAUACAGAAAGAAUAAAUGAAGUGGCUAACACAGGGGACGUAGAGACUGAAAAUUUUGAACAUAAUGAAGAUGAUGUUAGACAAUUGGAAGAAUUUUUGAAACGUAGUGGUUUUUCGUCACAAAGUAGUGACGGUGAUACAGAAAAUCCCGAUGUAAAACUAAGAUCAUACGUACGAAAAUUUUUAUCUCUCAAAAUGAAUAAAGAUAUUACCAAAGCUACUGAUAUGAUAGAAUCACAGAAAAAGACUGUCAGUUUUGCCGUGCACCAAAGAAAAAAAUGUUUAGACAAUAAGACUAAUAAUCUAAAUACCGUUACAAAUGAACAAAGUAAAGAACCUGCACUUGUAGAAGAAAGGAGGGAUACGAGUCCUGAUAGUAAAUUACUGGAUUUAGAUGAAAAAAGAAAAAUGAUAUUGUCUGCAAACAAAGCAGUAGAUCUAUUGUUGAAAUAUUGGAAUAGCGAAUCAACUCAUAGUAGAUCGAAUUACAGUGACAAAAAUGAAUGUGCUCAAAUUUGUCUUAGUAAUUUAUGUCCAGCUCUAUAUGCUAUCAUGUCAGAUGAAUUAAAACCACAUUUAAAUUCUACAUUCGGACCAAUAACAAAUAGUGUUUGGCAAGUGGUUGAAGCAUCUUCUCAGCAAGGUCCUCUUACCAAAACAUUGAAUGAAUUAGUACAAAAAAUUAAUGGAGAAGAUGUUAUUACGGAAGGAAUGUUAAAGUUUCAUGCAUUUGUAUUCGGUUUGUUAAAUUUAAGAGCUUUAGAUGCAUGGUUUGCAUACCUAUGUACCAGAGAGUCUAUCCUCAGGAAACAUUAUAAUAGUAACAGUUUAUUCGUCGCAGCUUUAGCCAAUUCAAAUGCACGAGAAGUUGUCGAUGCUCUCUUAUACAUUCUAAAUCCCCUUGCAUUUUGCCCAUUUCAGCUUGAUCUUCUAUAUCAGUAUCGUCAACUUCAUAAUAGUUUUGGUAAUUUAAAUAAUCAUAACGUAAAUGCUGUAAACUUUAGAAAUGUCGAUCGGUCUCCAAAAGAACAUCAUUUUGAUAAAACUGACACUUGUGCAAUGGUUUCUAGUCCAAGAAAAAUACGUCCAAGAUCCUGUGUCGCCUAUGGUAACUACGACGAUAAAUCUGGAGAUAUGCAUAAGCCCGAUAUGGAAAUUGUGAAGAAACGUUUGAGCAAUCCUAUAGGUUCAAAAGUAUUUCGCGCUCUCGACAAACUGGCUUCUGAAGAUUCUGAAGACUAUACCGAUAGUUUAGAACAUUCACCGCUGAAUAGAGCGUCGAACAGACAUCCUGUAUCUACGAAACCUCAUGGUCAGGAUAAAAUAGAUGACGAUGAUAACAUGCCUGGUGAAGCGAAAUUUAGGAAACUUCAAGAAAAGUGGGAAUUGAUGGUUGGAAAAGAGGAGUCAAAGAAUCAACCAGCAAUGUCAUCACCUUUGUCACCUACGCGAACACCAACGAGUUUAGGAAAAUCUAAAAUUCCUAGGCUUCUUACUUCGCCGGUAAAACAAUCGAACGCUAUAUCGGGACCUUCCAAGAACACAAAAUCUCCUGUUUCGGGAAUUCCAUCUUUAAAGAAACCUGUCAUGCUUCCGAUGACGAAAACCACGCCAAAGAAACCUGUCGAGGUAAAGAGUAAAGAUGUAACUAAACGUACUAGCAGAGUGGAUCAGGAAGUUGUAGGGACAACACGAAUUCAUUUAACACGACCUAGUUCUUUACCUUACAAAUCUUACGGGGUUAUGUCUAAAGAGAAAAAUUUAGUAUCUCCACAAAGACGGGCAGCAUCUACAUCUUUACCACGACCAACCACCGCUACUACCACUACAAGAAAUACUACAAAAAAACGGCUUAAAGAGGUUCGUACACUUACACAUAGAAUGCGAUCUGAAAAUGGGCAUCUUGCAUUUGGAGAAGGUGAGAAACUGAAGGUACUUUUAGAAGUAAAUAGUAAAUGGUUGUUAUGUGCAAGAGGUGAUGCAAAAGGUUUGGUUCCGCGGAUGUGUGUGCACUAUAUUCAAACUUAGCCGAACGUUUCACAUCAGUAAAUGAAAAAGAAUAAUUUAAAACAAGUGGAACAAAGUUAUAAAACUUCAAAUGCCACGCUGAAGACGUUCCGAUGAAAUCGAAGAAAAAUAAUGUACAGUGUAUCAAAGGAAAAGUAUAGAAUUGUUUUUAAAGUAUGAUACAGUAAUUGUUAUAUGAUUCAUAAUUGUUUGAAUUGCUUCAUUUAUAUCAAGUUGCGAUAGUAUUAUCACUCAUCUAUUGUCAUUGAUAAAGAAAGUAGAUAUCGCUAGUCAUAGGCUUUCAAACCAGGUUAUAUUUAAUUAAUUGAACAUAUACCUAUUUAUAACCAGAAUGUACAUAUAUACAGUAAAAUAUGACAUAAUUAUGAUGGAUAAAGACGACAAUGACAUGUAAUAACUUAUAAUAUUAUGAAUGUAACUGUGAUCAUAGUGUAUAGGUAAGUUUAUUAAUGCAAAUGUGCGAUACCGUUGAAUUUUUAUUUUUAACGUUGUAACUUAUAUUUUAUUCGUAUCUAUUCCGUACUUCGCACGUUUAAUGAGUAUCUCAUUUAGUUUUACUUGAUGUGUAAAUUAUUGUAUCUGCGCGCUUGUGGUUCGCAAAAAUCACAUUUUUUUACUUGCUUCAUGUAUUCUUUAGUAUGCCGAAGCAUACAAUGUAAUCAAAUAAAAUCUGAAAUUGUAAUUGUA